Heterotrigona itama is the source of this 1004-nucleotide messenger RNA. The record is from the annotation of a GenBank genome assembly. Lineage: Eukaryota; Metazoa; Arthropoda; Insecta; Hymenoptera; Apidae.
GUGUGUGUGUGUGUGUAUAUGUACGUAUAUAUUUAUAUAUGCAUUUAUGCCAGAGGAUCUGAACACGGAUGCGUGUGAGUAAGCAAAGAAGCAAGGGAGUGCAUGAACGAGCAAUCCACGGCUUCGAAUCACUUGCGCAACAAGCUUGUGCUCAUAUAUCCACUCGGUAAGAGCGGAUGAACUUUUCCGUAUUGGGAAUGCUUAUGAAAUAAUCUACGUGGAGGAUCGGCCGCUUAAAAGUUCACUCUCGCGUCUUUCACCAGGUUGUAGGACUCGAAAGAAAAAGAGAAAGGAGAAUAUAACAGCAAUUACAUUACUACUUUUCAUUCCCACCGAGAGGGAAUGCCUAUUUUUAUCAUCGUCAUUCGUCGUCAUCAUCAUCGUCAUCAUUAUUAUUACAAACAAUUACACACGUUCGAAUUCGCGUUGGACACGAAACUGUUGAGAUCGUGCGCGGGAUUUUAGAAUCCACUCUCAGUAUAGACGAAUAACUCACAGUCGGAAUCGGAAUGGGUUGCGGAAUAGGUUAUGUGCGUCGUGCCUAAGCUAAGCCAAUCAAGUUGCGCAAAAGAUAUCGUACAAGUGGAUAAGAAGAGGAAGACGGUACCGACAGCUACUAUCGGGACGAAGAAGAUCGCCAGAAGAAAUUCUCUGGCGUAACGUUCGACCUCCCGUUCUCUGCUCUCCCUACCGUUCCAGACCAUUUUUCCCCCUUUGAUACUCUGGAUAUACCGGAGGACUUCAUCGCGAUGCGCUCAUGUGCUGUCGCCGUGUCUGCUUCGCUGUUGCGUCCGCGAGGCCAACUAGAAAAGAAAGGAGAGACUGCGGGCCAUAGGAUGAGAAAGCUGCUCGCAUCCCGAGACGAAGAAGACUCGGUCAAUACGAUUCGUAUACGCAUGGAGGAGAGCCGGCGAGAGAACAAGGCGAGGGGCGAAAAGGCAAAGAGGAACCUCGAAAAGAAUCUGAACAGGUCGUGGGAGGAGUCGUGGGAAAAUCGUUGCCAG